AUGAACGCUGGACGAGCAAGAGUGCCAAAGUGCGCCCGUUGUCGAAACCAUGGUUUGAUCUCUAGUCUUAGAGGUCAUAAGAAAGCCUGUGCUUAUCGACUGUGUCAGUGCCCCAAAUGUGGCCUGAUCAAGGAGAGACAGCGUAUUAUGGCUGCUCAGGUAGCUUUAAAAAGACAACAAGCAGCAGAAGAUAAGAUAGCAUUACAUUUAGCUUCUGUUGAAAGUGGGACUGCUCUAGAAUCGUUGCCCCCAGGCCGCAUUUAUGGCAUGAGGGUCACUAGGCCGUGUCCUAGCCCAGGGCCAGAACCAGAUUCUGCUGCUGAUGAUCACACUCCCAUCCACAUCGACAGCGAAACCAGUGAUUCUAUGCCGGAUAGUUGCAAUAUUUCACCCGAUUCCGCUGGACAGUCAUCCACAACACCUUUGCGGGUGAGUGAAGAAGGGUCCGAAGGGGACAGCGUCAGCACAGCUGGGCUAGAGAUGCUGCGCAAGUUGUUUCCUGGCAAGAAACGCUCGGUCCUCGAGCUGGUGCUCCGACGGUGCAACCAUGAUCUUCUACGCGCUGUUGAACAUUUUAAUGCUACACACGGUCUACCAGAUAAAAUGCCUGGGAUCAGUUCGAGUCGCAACGGGUUAGAAGGUUUAGUGUCGAGUUCUGAAGAAAUUGAAUCACGGUGGUCUGCAUUUAGGCCUGUUGGCCCUCGAGCGCCUAUACUACCCGCAUUAGUAAUGGGCAGAGUUUGCGGGUCUGAAUGGCUCGUACCGCUACCAGCUUUACCUGCGCUUUCGGCUCCAUUACUUCUACCCUUACAGCAUCCACAUGCUCCCCAAGUUCCUUGCAAUCCUUGCUCCCCUGAUUGUAGGCAAUGUAAUCGUCAUUAA
Molecule: messenger RNA, 882 nt
Organism: Arctia plantaginis
Lineage: Eukaryota; Metazoa; Arthropoda; Insecta; Lepidoptera; Erebidae
Source: the annotation of a GenBank genome assembly